Molecule: messenger RNA, 1002 nt
Organism: Dendronephthya gigantea
Lineage: Eukaryota; Metazoa; Cnidaria; Anthozoa; Malacalcyonacea; Nephtheidae
Product: cathepsin L1-like
Exons: 6
Coding region: 1-993 (330 amino acids)
Cellular component (GO): lysosome
Molecular function (GO): cysteine-type endopeptidase activity
Source: RefSeq, a predicted model, not a curated record
AUGCAAGGUUUUAUUCGUUCCAAAAACCGAGCACGGUUAAACUAUACAUUAGCUGUGAAUAAUCUAGCAGAUUUAACACCCGAGGAGUUUCGAGCAAUGAAUGAUUUACUAUAUGACGAAGAUAAUAGAGUGCCUGAGUUUAUGAAAGAUCAAUUCCCAAGUCAUGAUGACGUACCUGUCGUAAACUAUACUGAACCGAGUGAACCUUUGCCAGAAAACUUGGACUGGAGAGAGUACGGUGUUAUCUCGCCAACAAGAGGACAGUCAAUGUGUGGAUCAUGUUGGGCAUUCUCCACAGCAGGAAUUCUUGAAGGAGCUUAUAAAAUAGCUACAGGAAAAGACAUCGAAUUUUCAGCUCAAAUGUUGGUAGACUGUACAUAUGGUUUUAAUAAUUAUGGUUGUCGUGGUGGAUGGCCUUGGAAAGCAAUGCAAUGGGUUAUAAGAAAUGGUAUUGCAACCCAUGAAAGUUAUGGACGAUAUUUAGCACAAGAAGGGUUAUGUCACUGUGGGACCGCGGACAAUUGCACAGUUCACCAUCCUACCAGUUUUGGCGACGUAUUGAAGGCAAACCGAACGGCAAUGAAGGUGAAUUUAGCAACGUAUGGUCCCGUAUCAGUUGGAAUAAAUUCAGCCCCAAAAUCAUUCAAGUUUUAUAGAGAUGGAGUAUACGACGAUUUUGACUGUGAUGACGCUACACAACAUUCUUUAAUACUAGUUGGUUAUGGAAAGCAAGCCUACGGUCCAAAUUACUGGAUAAUUAAGAACUCGUGGGGUCCAUUUUGGGGUCAAAAGGGAUAUAUGCGAAUAUCAAAUGACUUUGAUACAUGUGGCAUUUUGUCGAGUAAUGGUGUAAUAGCAAGUUUUAGAAAUACGUCGCAUGGUUUCCCAUUUGAACGAAUGAAGAAAGUUGUUACACCAUAUCAUGCAAAUAUUGAAGACAAAAUCGCAAAAGACAAAUUCAAACCCGUUUUCAAUUCCAUUCCAUUUCAGUAAGAUAUACUC